This is a messenger RNA of Drosophila guanche, 3655 nucleotides long. It is a transcript of the gene IntS2, whose product is annotated as integrator complex subunit 2. The record is from RefSeq and is a predicted model, not a curated record. The transcript is spliced from 3 exons. Bases 93 to 3491 code for a protein of 1132 amino acids. NCBI's taxonomy places the organism in Eukaryota, Metazoa, Arthropoda, Insecta, Diptera, Drosophilidae. Gene Ontology annotation, biological process: snRNA 3'-end processing. Gene Ontology annotation, cellular component: integrator complex.
CGGUCGCACUGAUUUUCAAUUCCAUUCCCCUGGACGGGUCUGAUUUUGUUUUUGAAUUUUGAAUCCCGAAAAGCUACGGCCAGUUAUUCGAAAUGCUGGCCCCGGCUCCACUGACCAAGAUCACGCGCAUCGAGCUGGACAUCGACAAGCUCGGACACUGGGCCAAGACGAAAAAGACGCCGGUUCAAGUGUACGAUGUGUCCGAGCGUGUCUUCACGUCGAUGCAGAAUCUGGACAUUACCUCGCUGGCCAGCUACCCGGAGGCCGAGAUCCGGCCGGUGCUGCCAUCGCUGGUGCGGAUGAGUUUGCUCUCGCCACUGGACAACACCACAUCCUCCAUGGAGUCGCGCAAGCAGAUCCUGGCCGUCCUCAUUGGCAUCGAGGUGGUGAACAGCAUCGUUUCCUAUCUGCAGGUCAACUACCACGAGCUGGAGAACGAGCUGAAGAAGGAGCUGCAGACGCGCCAGAAGACGCCCUACUUCGAGGGCCAGCAGCAGGAGUACGGCCUGCAGUCGGGCAUCGCUCUGGGCUUCGAGCGGGCCGAUGUGGCGCGCAAGGUGCGCGUCGUCCUCUCCGAAAUAUUCAAUCUGCAGCAGCAGGUGGCCGAGCAGAAGCCAGCCGCACACUCCGAGAUGCUCGACGAUGGCAUCUACCUCGAGGAGGUGGUGGACAUUCUCUGCAUUGCCCUCGCCGAACUCCCCUCCCUGCUCAACAUCCUCGAGCUGUCCGAUGCCCUGAUCAGCGUGCCCAACGGCUAUCGCAUCAUCACGGCGCUGGUGGCCAACUUUCCCGACUGCUAUCGCGACGUUGUCUCCCACGUGAUUGCCAACUACGACGAGGACGGCAGCGAUGGCAAGCACAGGCUCGCGCUGCUCAUGUCCCUCAGCGAAAUGAACCCCACCCAGGCGCUGGCCAAUCGGGCGCUGUGCGUGGAAAUGAUGAAGGGUCCGUCCUUUAUGCUCAAACUGGCGCUCAAGCAUUCGGAUGAUCUGAUCCCCUUCCUCACGGGCUUGCUGCUGGGCAACGAUCAGAAUCUGCGCUGCUGGUUUGCCAUCUACACACGCUCCAGCCAGAAGCGCAAGGGCGAUGCACUCAAUCUGGUGCGUGUGGAGCUGCUGCAGAAGGUGGUGAAGACGACGACAAAUGCCGCAGAGCUGAAGGACUUCAAUCUGCAGGGCGUGGUGCUGAUGCGUCUGUACUGCGCCCUGCGCGGCAUUGGCGGCCUCAAGUUCAACGACGACGAGAUCAAUGCGCUGUCGCAGCUGGUGACGAGUCGGCCACAGCCGACGCCAUCGGGCUUGAGAUUCGUCACCCUGGGGCUGUGCAUGCUGAUAGCCUGCCCCUCGCUGGUGUCGACCAUACCGCUGGAGAUGAAGGCCAUCGAGUGGCUGCAGUGGCUGACGCGCGAGGAUGCCUUCUUCUGCAAGCGCUCGGGCACGAGCACCUCGCUGGGGGAGAUGCUCCUGCUGCUGGCCAUACACUUCCACAGCAACCAGAUCACGGCCAUCAGCGAAAUGGUCUGCUCCACGCUGGGCAUGCGCAUACCCAUCCGGCCGAACAGCACCAGCCGCAUCAAGCAGCUCUUCACGCAGGAGCUCUUCACCGAGCAGGUGGUGGCCCUCAAGGCGGUGCGUGUGCCCGUGACGCCGAACCUGAGCGGGACGAUACCCGGCUACCUGCCCGUGCACUGCAUCCAUCAGCUGCUCAAGUCGCGCACCUUCCUCAAGCACAAGGUGACGAUCAAGUCGUGGAUCUUCAAGCAAAUAUGCAGCGCGGUGCGGCCCAUACAUCCCGUGAUGCCCGCCCUCGUCGAGGUGUUUGUCAACACGCUGAUAAUCCCCAAUCCCACCGGGAAGGUGAACAUCGAUCACAUCCACAUGCCCUUCACCGAGGUGGAGAUUCUGCACGUGUUCCGCACCUCGCAGCUGACGUUGUUCGGCGAGGACCUGCCACCGAUGACGGAGAGCGAGGAGCUGGCCAAGGUCGAGGUUAGCUGUCCUCUCACCGCCCAGCUGCUCAUGAUCUACUAUCUGCUGCUGUACGAGGACACGCGAUUGAUGAACCUCAGCGCCAUCGGCGGACGCAAGCAGAAGGAGUACGCGAACAACUUCAUGGGCGGACUGCCGCUCAAGUAUUUGCUGCAAAAGGCGCACAAGUAUCACGGCGAGUAUCAGUUUCUGUUCCAUCCGCUGCUGCGGCUGAUCAUCUCCAAUUAUCCGCACCUGAGCAUGGUCGAUGACUGGCUGGAGGAGCACAAUCUGACGACGCUGGGCAUCGAGGCGCUUGACUGUCCCUGCCCCGAACCAACGCCCGAGCAGCUGAGCCGCGCCCUCGAGCACAUUCAGACCAAGCCGCGCCUGGCGAUACGCAUCUUCAAGCAGCUGCUGCAGCUGCCCGCCGAAUCGCUGGCGCAGUACGGCCAGCAGCUGGUCAAGCAUAUGCCGGCGGUGUUCCAGAAGUCGGUGCCGCGCUACAUCAAGGAUCUGUUCCACGAUCUCUGGCUGCGGCUGAACGCGGUGCUGCCCACCACGCUGUGGGUCAUGUCGCUGCGUGCGAUCACGAACAGCGCGGACUCGAUCAAUCGUCGCACCUUUGCCAACGAGAGCCUGCUGGAGCCCAUGGAAGUGUUGAGCUGCCCCAGGCAAGUGUUUUGCUCGCCGUAUCUGCUGAUGAUUAUGCUGCGCAUACUGAAGGGCAGCCUGGCCGCCUCGAAGACAUAUCUGAACGUGUACAUGCAGCAGAAGCAGGUGCUGGACAAGAACGGGCUCGUGCAGACGGACGCCGAUCGGGAGGAGCUGAAGACAACGCUGAUUGCCUCGCAGGAGAGCGCCGCGGUGCACAUUCUGCUCGAGGUGCUCGAGUACAUGUCGAACAAUUCGCGGGAUCGGCUGUCGCAUCUGGAGCUGCGCGAGAUCCAGGGCAUCAUUGGCACCUACGUGCAUCAGGCAUUCAUCUCGGAGCCCUCGCUGGCCAAGCUGGUGCACUUCCAGACGUACCCCAAGUCGGUCAUCCCCAUGAUGGUGGCCAGCGUGCCCUCGAUGCACAUUUGCAUUGACUUCGUGCACGAGUUCCUCAACGUCAACGAAAUGGACAAGCAAAUAUUCACCAUUGAGCUGACCUCCCAUCUGGUGCUGAACUACUCGAUACCCAAGAGUCUGGGCGUGUCCAAGUUCUGCCUGAAUGUGAUACAGACGACGCUCUCGCUGCUCACCGUCUCCUCCAAGUGCAAGUUCCUGCGCCACGUGCUGCCGGCCAUGGUGCGCUUCGUCGAGACGUUCCCCAUACUCGCCGACGACUGCGUCAACAUUCUGAUGAACACCGGCCGCAGCCUUCACUCGCAAUCGUCGCUGGGCGUCACCACCAUGGAAAUGCCGCUCACGGAGAGCGCCAAGCUCUGGUCGUACCGCGAUGCCCAGAUGCACAUCGUGCUGAUAGAGGAUGCUUUCAAAGCCCUGGUCUCCGCCGUCAUGCGGAAGUCCGAGUUGUAUUAGCCCCCAGAGAAUAUUGCUAGAAUAAUAUAUAUAGAAUCCAUAUCCCCCCCCCCCCUAUAUAGAUGUACAUAAUUCCCAUUGUACCUUCGCGCCUGACCCUGCCCCUGCCCAUCUACCAAUCUCCAAACUUGUUAUACGGUGUAAUAAACAAAUUCAUAAAAUGA